AGUCUUCUUUUCCUUUUCGUUUAAAGUAUUAGGUCUGUGCUUCUAUUCCCUGUGCCAGUGCCUUAACUGUGCUUGUCUGCAAAAAAAGAGUCUCUCUCGCUUCUCUAUUGCGUUGUACUGCCAUCUUCUCUCUUCUUCGUAUAUAGAGAUCUAUAUUCAUACAGCAAAUAUUGGCAGCUUUGUCGUCCCCGUCAGCGCAUUCUCGCAGCUUCCUUCUCCCCCCCCCCCCUUCCCCCCUUCGCGUUGGUGUGCAUCGACGUGCUUCCUUACUGACUUCACAACUCAAAAAACACGCGGAUCUUCCCUUCUUAUUACAAGAGCUCUCUUUUUCUUUUAUUUUCCUUUUCUCGUCAUUGUUCUGUUUCCCCCGUUGAAGCAGCGCUGCGGAAAGCGGCAAAGCUACCACUGCCUUCUUUCAACCACACACACACACAGGAAGCGUUCUGUAUUAUCGACUCUUCGGCUUCCACCAGGUCUUCUUUUUUCGUUCUUUCAAAAGAGGAUCAUUUGUAUUUAUAUAUAAAUGUUUAUUUAUUUUUUACAAUUCCUUCUUUAUUAUACACACUUGAUUGUCAUUGACUGUUCGCAGCGGUGAGGCCUUCUCCUUUGUUGCUUGCAACCGUCCUUUUCUGUUGUGGGCCCCGUGUAAUCCCCCCCCCCCUUCGGUUUAUUUCGAGUUCUCCGCACGUGCUUCCACCGUGGACCUCACGUCAUUGUAUCCACGAGGGCUUCUUGCGUGCUUGGGGUUGCUUGCAACUGCGCGAAACAACCAUCGAAGCCUACUUCGCCGCUACCACCGUCAGGAUCGUUGUGGAAGGAUGCUUACCAGCACGCAGGCGCCGACAGUAACGCAGCUGCACGGCCGCAACGUCAUCGCCGCCGUCUGCACCCCCGGCCAUUCCCCCACGGAGAGCAAGGACCCGCAGACCGGCGACAGCAGCGCUUACUCCACCAACUUCCCAACCUCGCCGGCCCCGGCCAGCGACGGGCUCACCGACGUGCUCGCCGUGAAGGCGCCCGGCGCGCAGCCCUUCAUCACCCCGAUGAUGCGCACCCGCGAGCGGACUUGCCUGCGCCGCCUCGUCACGGCGGCCGCGCUGGCGGCGGCGGUGGUGCUGCUCGGUGCGUGCUGUGUCUGGCUCUCCACCGCCGACGCGAGCGUCGACCCGGCAACAGGGCGAGUGCUUCCCCACACCUUUCAGUAUUUUGUGUACUGCUUCCUGGGUGGUGUGGUGGCGGGCACGGUGCACGUGUUCGUGACGCCGAUCGACGUGCUGAAGUGCCGGGUGCAGGUCGGUGAGUAUCACAGCUUCACGGAGGGCUUCGUGCAGCUCUACCGCGCCGAGGCCGACGGCUCGGUGCUGCGCGCGCUGCCGCUCUUCUUCCGCGGGUGGGUGCCGACGGUGUGGGGCUACUGCAUUCAGGGUGCGUUGAAGUUCUCCCUCUACGAGGUGUUGAAGUACGUGCUGCUGUUCGCACCGCUGGCCCGCAAACACGCGGCGGACGAGUUGCGUGCCCCGGCUGAAAAGCCGAGCCCGACGCUCUACGACGCUCGUGUGUUUCAGGUGAUGAUGUUCCUGCUGGCGAGCUCCUCGGCGGAGGUGGUGGCCGAUCUCGGCCUCGCCCCGUGGGAGGCAGUGAAGAUCCGCAUGCAGACCUCCAGCACCUUUCCCACCAGCCUGCACGCUGCCCUGCCGCGGAUGUGGGAGGCGGAGGGGCUGCAUGGCUUCUACAAAGGCCUUGUCCCGCUGUGGUGUCGACAGGUGCCGUACACGAUGAUGAAGUUUGCGUCCUUUGAGGUGAUCGUGGUGAGCUUGGCGGCCGCCUUCCACGCGGCGGGGCUGCUCGAUCGCGAUCACCCGAGCACGAUGGGGACGUUGCUCGUGAGCUUGAUGGCCGGGAUGCUGGCGGGGGUGCUGUGCGGGUUGGUGUCGCACCCGGCGGACACGGUGCUGUCGAAGCUGAACCAGAGGAGCAGCGCCGUGGUGGCGGUCGGUGGAGGGAGCGGCGACGCUGGCGCACCUCUGUUAGCCACCGCCAUUGCAGCGGCACGCAUCAACAGUGGUGUCAGCGGUGGUAUCCCCGGCGGGUCCUCCGGCGCGUUGCACGAUGUCGUCGUGGUGGUGCGUGAGCUGGGCUGGCAUGGAGUGUGGAAGGGCCUGGCGCCGCGUUUGUUGAUGGUGAGUGCCAUGACGGCGCUGCAGUGGGUGGUGUAUGAUGGCUUCAAGGUGCUUGUGGGGCUGCCUGCGUCGGGAAGUGUCGCGCGGCACUGA
Molecule: messenger RNA, 2273 nt
Organism: Leptomonas pyrrhocoris
Lineage: Eukaryota; Euglenozoa; Kinetoplastea; Trypanosomatida; Trypanosomatidae
Product: putative mitochondrial phosphate carrier protein, mitochondrial precursor-like protein
Exons: 1
Coding region: 819-2273 (484 amino acids)
Biological process (GO): mitochondrial phosphate ion transmembrane transport
Cellular component (GO): mitochondrial inner membrane
Molecular function (GO): phosphate transmembrane transporter activity
Source: RefSeq, a predicted model, not a curated record